This is a messenger RNA of Ahaetulla prasina, 11423 nucleotides long. RefSeq names its product protein tyrosine phosphatase receptor type E (gene PTPRE). The record is from RefSeq and is a predicted model, not a curated record. Gene Ontology annotation, molecular function: protein tyrosine phosphatase activity. The transcript has 21 exons. The coding region runs from base 1600 to 3969 and encodes 789 amino acids. Gene Ontology annotation, biological process: protein dephosphorylation. Lineage: Eukaryota; Metazoa; Chordata; Lepidosauria; Squamata; Colubridae.
ACAGUAGAACUUUAUUAUAUACAUGUACAGUAUUCUUUGAUCAAAGCAAUAGACUACUGAUGGUUUGAAUGAUAGCUUACACAAUCACUUAUUGUCUAGAGCUAAAGUGUGACUCCAGGUGAUGUGCACAAUUUGACAGUGCUUUUUCCCCUGAAUAAUUUUCACCUUCCUAGUCUAGUCAAUAAUUCCUGAUAGAGAAACUUGUCUGGGUUUGGAAGCUAAGUGGUGCUGAAUUUUGCUAGUACUUUGAGGGGCAAAUGCUGGAGCUGGAUUGUUAAGUCAAAUGAGCCUCUCAGAAGAAAGCCAUGGCAAAUGACAUCUGUUUCCUGUCAAGAAAACUCCAUGAAUGGAGUCAGCACCAGGAAAUAAGCUAGGCCUUAAUUUUUCCCAUUCAACUGCUACCCAAGGGAAACUUGACUUGGCUUCAGAAACCAGCCAAAGUUUUGCUGUCAGAAUAAUGUAAAAAUACAGGUGCUCUUGAUUUACAACAGUUCAUAUAGCGACCGCUCAAAGUUAUGACACGGAAAAAGUGACUUAUGACAUUUUUCACACUUAUGACCAUUGUAGCAUCCCCAUGGUCACGUGAUUUAUAUUUGGAUUCUGACUCACAUUUAUGACUGCCGCAGUGUCCCAGGAUCACGUGAUCACCUUUUGCAACAUACUGAUGAGCAAAGUCAAUGGAGAAACUCCAUUCACUUAACAAUCAUGUUACUAAUUUAACAACUGCAGGGAUUCAGUUAAACAAACGUGGCAAGAAAAGCCGUCACAUGGGGCGUUUGCCUAAGCCAGAUUUGACAAAUUUCUCACUUAUCAGCAUAAAUAAAUUUUGGCCUCAACAGCCAUCCCUUGACUCCCUGUAUUAAUUCUCUCUCAUUUUCUCUUUCACAUCCCUUUCAUUUUCUCUUUCACAUUCUCUUCCUUCAUAUGGAAGCAUUUUUAGAUGAAUAUCAACAUCCUCUAGUUAUAAGAGAGGAACCUGUCCCUUUCAAGUGAGCCUUUGAAAUAGAGUCUGCCUCCGCCUGUCUGUGCAGUCCCUUCCUGGCUGUCCUGACACAGGUGCAAAAAGGCUGCUGCUGUUCUCCAGGUGUCUUCUUCUCAGGCAGAGCAGGUAAGGUAUCAGCAGCUGCUGCUGCAACGGCGCCUCUCAGACAGCAGGCGGCUCCUCUGCUCCGCUGGCACCGCCUCUGAAUUUCGGCUGCACACAGAGGGAGGCAGGCAGGCAGGCGAGGGAGAACGGAGGAAAUUUCCUGCUUGGUUGCGAACGGGGUUCCUGCAGCCGCGUCGGGUAGGGUGAAUGCCAGGGCGUCCCCUACUUGCUGCCUCGGUUCGCAACCGGCGGGGUGAGGAGGGUAUGAGGAGCCAGCGUGCCUCGAGGAGCCGAGCUGGGCGAGUCCCUGGAAGGUAAGCGAAGCGAGCAGGCGGCGGGACACGAGGCCGGGUGGCCAAGCGGGGCAACGGGAUCUGGCUGGCCGCCGCCUAAGCUCUCCCCACCGCCGGGAGUAAGGCCAGCUCCGGCUGUUUUUUUGUUUUCCUCCAGCGCAGCCAGAGGUCGGGACGCGGAGCUGGUUUCUCCCACUCAGCCCGGUGGCGCGCCAAGGCAUGGACCGACUCGAGCCUUCCUCCCCUUCGCCGCAAAGAGGCUCCGGCUGCCCCGGGGCAAAGCGUGCCCUGGCAGGGAGGCUGCUGAGAAGGCGAGAGAGAAGGGGAGAGGCUGGGGCGCCGUGCCCCGCGUUGCCUUUGCUUGCUUCCUUGCUUGCUUGGCUGGCUGCCCGCCCGAGGUGGGAGUGUGAGGAACGGAAAUGGCAUUUCCCUUGGCAAAGAAAGCGCCAUGAAGGAGGGAAGCCAAGCAGUUCCCAGCCUAUAGCAUUGUCUUCCAUUAGAUCCAAGAUGGAAUAUUUUUGUUCAAUAUUACUAAUUUCCAUUAGUUUUCUACAUUCUGAAGCAUUACAUGACAAUGGAACUGCAUCACAUAAUGAAACAACAACAGAUCCUCCAAGAGAAAAUGGUCAGCCAUCGCAUUUACUGACUUCACUGCUGAUUCUGAUUUUAGUGUUCAUAAUUUUAAUUAUUUUAGCUGGCUAUUUCUUUAGGUUUCGAAGACACAGAAAAGCGGUUGUAAAUUCCACUGAUAAAAAAAUGCCAAAUGGAAUCUUAGAAGAGCAAGAACAACAGAGGGUGAUGCUUCUCAGACAGUCUCCUUCUGGCCCAAAGAAGUAUUUUCCUAUUCCAGUAGAGCUCUUGGAAGAAGAAAUCCGGAUAAGAGCUGCUGAUGAUGGGAAGUUGUUUCGGGAAGAGUUUAAUUCAUUGCCACCUGGAUAUUUGCAAGGAACACUUGAGAUGGCAAACAAAGAGGAAAAUAGAGAAAAAAACAGAUACCCCAACAUAUUACCUUAUGAUCAUUCCAGAGUAACUUUAAUGCAAAUAGAUGGAUUUCAGUGUUCAGACUAUAUUAAUGCUUCAUAUAUAGAUGGCUUCAAGGAAAAGAAUAAAUUUAUAGCUGCUCAAGGUCCUAAACAGGACACAGUAAAUGAUUUCUGGAGGAUGAUAUGGGAACAGAAGUCUGCAACCAUUGUCAUGUUAACAAAUGUGAAAGAGAGAAAAGAGGACAAAUGUUUCCAGUAUUGGCCUGAUCAAGGAUGCUGGACCUAUGGAAACAUCCGAGUUUGUGUGGAGGACUGUAUAGUUCUUGUAGAUUACACCGUUCGAAAGUUUUGUAUUCAUCCGCAGGUUUCUGAUGGCUGUAAAGCUCCGAGACUUGUCACUCAGCUUCAUUUCACCAGCUGGCCUGAUUUUGGAGUGCCUUUUACCCCUAUUGGAAUGCUUAAAUUCCUAAAGAAAGUCAAAUCAUUGAAUCCUGCACAUGCUGGACCAAUUGUGGUUCACUGUAGUGCUGGUGUGGGUCGUACAGGCACAUUCAUAGUAAUAGAUGCCAUGAUUGACAUGAUGCAUGCUGAACAAAAAGUUGAUGUUUUCGAGUUUGUGGCAAGAAUUCGUAGCCAGCGUCCACAGAUGGUUCAGACAGAUAUGCAGUAUUCCUUCAUAUAUCAAGCCUUACUUGAAUACUACCUCUAUGGUGACACAGAACUGGAUGUAUCCUCCUUAGAAAAACACCUGCAGCCAUCAAAUAGCAGCACACCAAAUCUUGUUAAGAUAGGAUUGGAAGAAGAGUUUAAAAAAUUAACAAAUGUUCGAAUAAUGAAAGAAAACAUGAGAACUGGUAAUCUGCCAGCAAAUAUGAAGAAAGCCAGAGUUAUCCAAAUAAUCCCUUAUGACUUUAACAGAGUGAUUCUUUCAAUGAAACGAGGUCAGGAGUACACAGAUUAUAUCAAUGCUUCCUUUAUAGAUGGCUAUCGCCAAAAGGAUUACUUCAUUGCAACUCAAGGACCUCUUCCUCAUACUGUGGAAGACUUCUGGCGAAUGGUGUGGGAAUGGAAAUGCCACACCAUUGUUAUGCUUACAGAAGUUCUGGAAAGGGAGCAAGAAAAAUGUUUUCAGUAUUGGCCAUCAGAAGGUUCUGUUUCUUAUGGCGAGAUUACUAUUGAUAUUAAGAAUGACUUGCUUGUUGAUACUAUAAGCAUAAGGGACUUUUUGAUUACACACAACCAGGAGAAGCAUGGCAGAGUAAUUCGACAGUUUCAUUUUCAUGGAUGGCCUGAGAUAGGCAUUCCGACUGAAGGGAAAGGUAUGAUUGACCUCAUCGCAGCUGUUCAGAAACAGCAACAGCAGACAGGAAACCAUCCCAUUACAGUACACUGCAGUGCUGGAGCUGGAAGAACAGGUACAUUCAUAGCACUCAGCAAUAUUUUGGAGCGAGUCAAAGCUGAGGGGCUCUUAGAUGUAUUUCAAGCUGUGAAGAGUUUACGGCUGCAAAGACCUCAUAUGGUGCAAACACUGGAACAGUAUGAAUUCUGCUACAAAGUGGUACAAGAUUUCAUUGAUAUAUUUUCUGAUUAUGCCAAUUUCAAGUGAAAAUGCCUGCCAUUUUUUUUAAAUUUAAUCAUCUGUACAAAGAUUUGUAAAUCAUGUUAAUUUAUUUCCAUUUUUUUAAAAAAAAAUCUAAAUGUAUAUAAGAUUAUGUAUGUUUUGCUUUGAAUGUCUCUUCAGGUGUAUGUAUGACUCAAAUAAGCUUCAACCCUGAUCUAAAGGAGUAUGCACAGACUCUUUUCAUACAAUAAAAUAAACUUCUAGUCAGCUGUUUGGUGGCAGAAGGAAAAAGCUGAUUUAUGGGAUUUGUAUAGUUUUGAAAGGACUUAAUAUAUCAACCCCAGCUGGUUGAUAAAGAGGAAAGUUGUAUACACAGAAUAUAGUUGCAUGUUGGACUACUCAUUCAGCUGAAGAAAUAUGUGCAAAAACUGUGUCUGCAUGUGUAACAACCCUAUCUAGGUCAUUGCUUUGUGUUUUUGUUGGUUUUCAUUUUAAAUAACUGAGGCCCAUGUACAAUAUAGUGCAGUAUAUACUGUUAUGAAUACAGGCACAAUUCAGCCUAUGUUAGGCAUAUUUAAGACUCACUGAUUUCAGUGGGUUUAAUAAGCAUAUGCUUAAAUAUUUCCCAUUGAAAUUAAUGGGAUUUUGAGCCCAGCUAAAUGUUUGAAAGCACUGAUUCUGAAAUUAAACUGAUCAGUGGCUUGGAUGACAGCCCGCUGAUCACUCUGAGCCCAUGUAAGAGCAAAAUAUAUUAAUAGAACUCCAGAACUCCUUAAUUUUGGCUGAAUCUUUCCCAUAUUUUGCCUAAAUGCAUGAAAAAUUGUGAUUCAUUAUUGCUAAUCUUGUUUGAAAUUAUAUAUUUUUAAUUUAUUGUAUAUGGUCCCUAUUUAUAUAAAAAAGGAAAAAGAGUACAUUUUUAGAGUUUAAAAAAUCAUCUUGCUAUUAUUGAGCAAUAUUUUAUUUAAAGCAAGCAUCAUUUAAUGACUACACCACAAAGAUAUUAUACCAUCCAGAUUGAAAAGAAUAUAGGCUUUCUAUGAUAGACAGAAAAAAUUAUUGAGUCUUCAUUUCAAUAAGAUUUACAUCUGUUUCUUAUUUUCUUAUGUUGAUGCUAUUUUGAUCAUUAACAUAUUUGAUCCUGAUACAACAUCACUAAUAUUAAUGUGGAAAAUUCACUGAAGUAGAUAAUAUACAAAAUGUGCUAGAAUAUGAGAAUAUUCUAAAUAUUUAUUUUUAUUUUAUCAAUACCAAUUAGAAUCAUUUGUCUUUUUGGUACUGUUUUGAUCUUCAUAGUUAAGCACAACUAGAAUAGAGAGGAACACAAAUCUUCCAUAAGCAACAAGAUAAGAUAUCAUUUUAACUUCUUAAAAAAUGUAUAUUUUUAAAAAUAGGAUUCUAGGAAAUUCUGUUUUAAUGCAAGUUCUCAAUUAAUACCAUAGUGUAAAUAUGGAGUUUCUUAAAUUUAAUUAAGUAGUAUUAAAAUAUAAUUUUAAGUUAUCAUUUUAUUGCAUUAAGAGAAAGUAUAUUUAACUUAUAAACCAGCUGAUCAAUAUUUGAUACUAUUUUGUAUCAAGACAUUUUGAUUUGUUGUCAUAAAUAGCUAUAAAGCCAGAUAUUACAUUUAUAUAAAGAAAAAUGUAUCUCUUUAGUAAGCAAUCUAAAUUCAUCACUUGCUAAAUUUUACUGAAGGUAAUAAAACUUAAUAAAUAGCUAUCAUUUUUAAGCCUAGUUCAAUAUCAAAUAUUCAAUAUUCAGUUCACAGUAAAGCCCUUAAUUAUUUGAGUUCUUUUGAUACCCAAGGCACAUGAAAAAUAAUGAUUCCCUGCACUGUAUUCCCAAAUAUCCAGUUGCUCCUUCUCUCCAGAGUGCACAUAUAGUUCCAAAAUGAGCAAAGGUCUUUUUUCUAUUAUAAUGUGGCCUACAUGAAUUUAGAACUUAGAAGCACCAUGUAGAUACCAGAAUACCUACAGAUGUUCUGGUUGGGCUAUUCAUGUGCAAGCACUCAUGUACUAAAAAGCACAAAACCCAAUCAUCUUGAUAAUACUUAUAUAGAAGUUGCACCAUAUAGUUCCAUCUUACUGGCUGCUGCAAGAUUUCAAAGUUUUUACAACAGAAGAAACAUUUUCUUGAUACCAGUACAAACAAUAAAAACAAAAUAGCAUAAACCUGGAUUCAAUUAUGAUUAACUCCACUGUUUUCAGGAAGCUGCUACAAGAAGGAAGAAGAUAAGUUAUUUUUAUACUCUUUAUCUUAUAGUUUUUCAGCCCCUCCAUCUCCUGUACAUUUUUAAAAUUAUUGUGGAAGAAUGUAGGGAAUAGUAUAAGAAUAAAUAUGGAGAUAUUCUUAGAAAUGUCCACCUAUUCCUUCCUCUGUGGAGCAAUUCAUAAAAAACUUUGCUUUGUAGAAAUAUGGAUCAUACCUAAAGUCUGAACAAAACUAGGAUGACAGUGAAGUAACAAAAUAGACAGAACAUUUUAUUUCCCCAUAUUUUAAAAGGUAUAUAUCUAAAAGCACAAACAUAAUUUAUAUAAAUUUAUAUACAAAUGUCUAUAGAAUAUGCAAUACAUCUGGCUUGCCUGGUUGUUUUAUGAAUUAUAAAUGCCUUAUUAAAAUUAUGUAGACUGCAAAAUGGUCUUUCUACUUUAGCUCUUAUUCUUUUUAAUUCUACAUACAUUUAAAUUGUUUCUGAAAGGAAAAGAAAAGUGAAUACUUAUUAACCCAGAAGAUAACACAAUUUCCAUAUCAGGACAAUUACUUUUAAUUGCUAAACUGUUUAUGUUAGCAGCUUAAAUACUCUUUUUACGGACAACUGCUUACAUCUUCUAGGGAAAAAAUUCUAUGUACAUACAGUUGUAUGCACAUAAGGAAUCAUUUUACGAAGUGACUGAUAUUAGCAAUUCUAACCUCAAAAAAUGUUAUGUUAAGAAAUAUUGAGUAAACUUUCUAUAUUAGUAUCUGAUAGAAUUUUUUAAAACUUUAGAAAAAUAAAUUUUCCCAUUUGAUAUAGACAAAAAUCCAUUGAGUCCAAAAGAUGAACAAUUUCCAUAAGCUGCUUUGGAAAAUGCUGCUAGCAACCUUGGAAAUAUCAAACAUUUUCUAUAUGAGUUAAGUAGAAAUUAACCCUGGCAAUUUUUUGUCCCAACUGUUCUUCUGUAAAAUCUUAUAUAGAUUGUGGAUGGGAUGCGGACCUGCGAUUAACAUCAGAAAUUAUUUUAAGCACCUUGAAAUGUUGAACAAAAUACAUGUCUUUCAUCCAUCUUGAUUCCUCAGUUCCUUCCUAUAGAUCUAUCCAAAUACAGUAGCAACUUUGCACUUUAUAUAAAACAGUUACUAGAUUAAUCCAUAUCCCUAGAUAGAUAAAUCCAGGGUACUACAACUGGUUGGUGUUUAUUCAUCCAUGCCAGAACAGUGAUGGGUGUCUGGUUCUCUCUGAGCUUGGUUGUUUUCUUGCAGAUAUUUCAUUAUCCAAACUAGGUAACAACAUCAGUGCUAGUAAGGGAGCCUUACUAGCACAGAUGAUACCUAAUUUAAGUAAUGAAACAUCUGCAACAAAACAACCAUGCUCAGAGAGCACCAAAGACCCCUCAUUCAAAUCUGACCUACAGAUAUUCUUCUUUAUUGGUACCAUACCAGUGAGUUCUUGCUGCUUCCUAUAUAAACUGGCACGACCCAGAUAUAUAGUACUUUAUCUCUUAUUCAAAGAUUAAUGAUUGUAUCAUUGUUGGAAAAAUUAUGGGACUUUAACACAUUUGGAGGAAACCACAUUUGGAAAGUUCUUUAACGUAAACUGCACCUAUGUGAAUCACUUAAGGAUAGCAUUACACACUCAAAAACCAAGAAAAAUCCUGCUUGUUGUAGACAUAUGCCUCAAUGUUGAAAAAAACAGAACUGUUAUUCUAUAAAAUAAUGUAGAAACAAAAUCUGUCAAAAAUGCACAUAAGGUCCAUGAAUGAAAAGGACUGAUUUCAACUGUAGCUCAGGGUUGAACUGUGGAGUCCUUGAUGCUGUCUGAACUUAGUUGUGCGCUUGAUGAUGUUUCAUUCUCUGACCAGGUAAGUAACAUCUUCAGUGCUAGAAGAGAGUGGAGUUUCUCUGUUAUACUGUAUACAGUAGCUUACCCAAUCAGUGUUGGUAGGGUUUUUUUUCUUGUAGUUCUUUGAUUAGGCUGUUUGCUGACUGAAUUGGUAGUUCCUUGAUUAGGGUAUUUUUUUAUUGCUUGAUUGUUUCUUUGUUUUUAUCCUGGUGUUUUCCUUGCUGAUAGCUACUGAAGAGGUGUUCUAUGUGGGUUUUUUUUUGUUUCUUUUUAAUAUAUCUUUUGAAUGGUAGGUAUAUAAGCAGAGAUCAAACCUCACUUAUUCUAGAACUGAAGAUGUUAUCUAAUCGGGUAACAAAAUGUCUGCAAGCAAACAACCAAACUACAAGAAAUUUAGAAAACUGAAUACUUGGAAUUGGUGCAAUAUAACUAGUAAUUCAAAAUAUAAAUCCAAAUAGUCUCCUCCUAACAUAACAUUUCUUCUGCAAUAGCUGAUUUUAAAUAAUUAUGUUAGAUUCUAGGAGAAAAAAACCAGAAUACUCAGCAUAAUCUCUUUCUUGGAUAUUGUGCAGUAUAUUUGGUUCUGUGUAAUUCCAUUUGAUGCCAAUAUUUGUUCUGUGUAUAAAAAAAUUAAUUCUGAAUCUAACAAUACAGGUAGUCCUAGACUUCAACCACAAUUGAGCCCAAAAUUUAUGUUGUUAAGUGAGACAUUUGUUAAGUGAGUUUUGUCUCAUUUACGACCAUUCUUGCCAGAGUUGUUAAGUGAAUCACAGCAUUAGUAGUAAGGUUGUUAAAUGAAUCUGACUUCCCCAUUGACUGUGCUUGUCAGAAAGUUGCAAAAGAUGAUCACAUGACCGCAGGACACUGCAAAUAUGAACCAGUUGCCAAGUGUCUAAAUUUUGUUCACAUGACCACGGGGAUGCUGCAACAGUUAUAAAUAUGAAAAAUGGUCAUAAGUCACUUUUUUCAGUGCCAUUGUAACUUUGAACUGUGGCUAAACAAAUUGUUGCAAGUCCAGGACUACCAGUAAUAGAAAGGUUACAGGGUUGAAGGAUUGAAGCAUUAGAGAAUUUAAUUUGGAGUUCAGAAAUUUUUAAUCAGAUCAGGGUACUAUACUUUAUAUAGCAUACAAUAUUUUUCAUGCUUUGUUUUACACUGAAUGAAACAUCAUUAAUAAAUGCCAAAUAAAGAUUAGAAAUUAUAUAUUCUGAUCUGCAUAACAGUCACUAUGUGAUUGACUUUUUCUUAUGCAGUAAUAGACACUGAUUACCAAAGUUUUAAGUUCCGGUUUAACUUGGAACAUGUAAACAAUUAGAAACAUUAAAGCCAUUUAUUUCAAACUGUGUUUCUAGAAAAAUCCUACAUUCAUCAACAAUAUAUCAGAAGUUCAUUAAAGAGAAAAUUAUUAACUAACCAAUUAGCUAAUCAAAAGGAAAGGUUAUAAAUUGCUUUUUAUUUUCUCUUUCAAUGCAAAACACAGAAGUUAGACAUAUUCUAUAUAUGCCUGGAAUGAGGGAUGGGCAGUCUUGACUAACAGCUGCUAUUUAGAAAACUGCUGAAUAGCUCUCAUAACACACAUCUGUAUGUAAACAUGUUGGUAUCAUGCCAAAGGGACCCAGUUUUGAGCUACUACUUGGUUGCUUACAUAUGUGCUUCAGAUAAAUAUUGCCAUGGGAUUUGUACCAGUCAGCUACUGUUGUGAGACUUGGGUAGCCUAAAUCUGUAUUUGCCCUGCCUGUCCUCUUCCAUUUUCCUAUAUAAAGGUGACUGUGCCUGGUAAGAGGUAGUUAUGAGCUAACUACCUAAAGAGCUGCAGUGGUGCAGUAGUUAGAAUGCAGUAUUGAAGGCUAUUUCUGCUGACUGCUGGUUGCCUGCAGUUUAGCAGUUCAAAUCUCACCAGACUCAAGGUUGACUCAGCCUUCCAGCCUUCUGAGGUCAGUAAAAUGAGGACCCAGAUUGUUGGGGGCAAUAUGCUGACUCUGAAAACCGCUUAGAGAGGGCUGUAAAGCACUGUGAAGCAGUAUAUGUCUAAAUAACUAGUCUAAGAGACUAGAGACUAGACAGCCCAGCUCAGAGUCCACUUUAGCCAGUCAAUUAAUCUUUGAUGCAGAAAAGCACAUGUUUUCUCUUUAAGAGAGAAACUCUAUUCGGGUAUUAUUCCAAGUCACUAGAAAUGGUUUGUGAAGAAGAAAGAGGAUCAGUCUGGUGCAUUGGCUAAGGCACCUAGCUAGAGACUGAAUUCUAGGCCCAUUUUAGGCAAAAAGCCAGCUGCAUGACUUUGGGCCAGUCACUUUUAGAUCUAGGAAGAACACAGUAGCAAACCACUUCCAAAAGAUUGCAGAUUAAUUUUUGAAUAUCAUCUCCAUUAUGCACUAGGUCUUAUUUGGAGUAAUGCCGGGAAAGGAUUGGUAUAGCUAUAUGCAAGUAUUUUUCUAAGUAUAGGUAAAGAAAAAAAUUUGGUAAGGACCAUGGAAGUGUAAGCAAGUGCUGUGGUAUGCCUGCUUACCGUAUUGUAAGUGUAUUUAUCAUCCUAUCCAAAACUACAUUUACAGCUUGUGAGUUGGGUUAUGACCAACAUUGCAGAAAGUACUAAAAGCACAUAAAAUAGGCUUGCUUAUUGCAGCAUUUCAAAUCACUGCAUAAUGCAAAUGCAUUUGGAAGCAGACAAGUGCUUGAGGAAGUUGAGAAUCAUACAUGCACAUCAGUUAUAUCAUCAUAGCUCUUCCGAACUGCAGUGAAAUACCUGGAUGGGGCUUUUCUAUUUUUUGUGUUUGAUGAGAAUGUUUCACAAUAAUUACAUGUAUCUGUGGUUCUUUUAUAUUUAUGUACAAGCCUACUGCCAUCUGUAACACACAGCCCAGAAAAUUCAGAGGACAGCCUUGGUUCAGUGGUAUAUAUGCAUUAUAUAGGCUCAUAUCUACAGUAACCAUUAGAAACUAACGUGAAAAAAAUUCUUGUUAAUGGUUUCAAAUAUAUUUAAUACUUGAAUUAUAAAGGCUCUAAAGAAGAAUGCCUAUCAUAUUGAUCAUUUUGAAAAGGAUGUUUAUGAAUCUGUUUUAAAAAGAGUUUGAACCUUUUUGUUCCAGUAGUUUAAAAUGUUUAUUUUAGGCAUUGUAAUUUGUAAUGUAUUGCUACUGAACCUUUUUAUGUACAUGCUAAACUCUAUUUAAUUUAUGUCAAGGGCGUUGUAUGUAUGUAAUAUAGUGAUAUUUUCUUUUAUUACGUUUAUAAUUUGAUCUCGCUGUACAGUAUUUAUAAUUCCAGUGAAUGUUGCUGAAUUAUUUGUAUAUGCAGACUGCAAAUCUAAUAAUUCCAAUGCAAGAACAAAGGCUUCAUUUUAUUUUCAGGCUGUAUUUCUUUCUUUAAAUCUCUUAAUUUAAUUCCUCUCCUGUUUGCUCAUUUAAACUAAAUAUUGCAAUUUUAUAAAGAAUGUAAAACCCCUUUUUUAAAUUACUUUGCCAAGCUG